Molecule: messenger RNA, 1854 nt
Organism: Temnothorax curvispinosus
Lineage: Eukaryota; Metazoa; Arthropoda; Insecta; Hymenoptera; Formicidae
Gene: ATP6AP2
Product: renin receptor
Exons: 8
Coding region: 323-1495 (390 amino acids)
Biological process (GO): positive regulation of Wnt signaling pathway
Cellular component (GO): membrane; external side of plasma membrane
Molecular function (GO): signaling receptor activity
Source: RefSeq, a predicted model, not a curated record
GACGUUGGACUGGACAAUUCGCGUUUGACUGCAAGACAAAAUGCUAUAUUGAAAACCAUCGAGCCUGAAGAAAUUCUCCUGACUGUCAACGGGGCCCGCCGAGCCCGGAGAUAAUUGGAGCAAAUUGAAGAGUAUCGAUAUUACCGACUAUCGAUAUAAAUUUUUCGAUUUUCACGUCCAUGGCCGACUCUGGCGGCGAGUGCGGCGACUCUUGAUGUCACACACCGUCACAUGUUAUCUGACGUGAUCACAUGAUCGCGUCCGAAAUUGAUCGACGUCGAGGGAGUAGUCUUUCGAAUUUGAUUGUUUUUCCCGUGCAACGAUGCUUCGACAAUUAUCGCUCCUCUUCGCCGUCCUGGCCGCAGUUCACGCCAACGGUAACCUCGCCGUUCUUCACUCACCUGACAGCAUAGAAUUCACCAUGAAUGGCCCGAUCGAGCAAAGCAGCGUCAAGGAGAUCUUUCCGGCAGCUCUUGGUUACACCGGAAAGCAGAGGGAAUCUUACACGGAGCAAAGUAUCGCCAUAUGGGAUCCAUUUGCGUUGCCCAAGGCGUUGGUUGCUAUACCGAUUGACGGAGUAGAGGAACUACCCAUCCCAACUUACAAAGCCAAAGUCUGGUAUCCUCUGAUCGUUGACGAGGCGGAGGAGACCACUUGGCAAGCUAUUAGAAGCAGGGUAGAGGAGCGAAGCAACGACAACACGUUGGUCAGGAUCAACUUGGGUGAUGGGGUUGACGCCCUCGGCCAGUCGGCUCUCGGCGAGCUGAAGCCUGCUAACAUGGAGAAAGAGAAACUGAAGUCUCUGAACUCCGAGGUCGAGGAGGAUCGCAAGUUCGUCGAGGAGAUACAGCUUCUCCAUGCUGUCGCUGACAAUGCCGCGAAGAAGCACGACUCUGGCACCGAUGUUUACUGGUUGGUGGUAUCGGGGCUCAAACCAGUCCUGGAUCUGCAUGGGAACACAUCUGCGGCCGCUGAGGAGGCAUCUACAUUGUUAAGUGACGCAAUCGAUCACGUUUCCAAUGCCUUUGUGAAUACUUACGAUGGCAAGAUUGUCGUUGCGGCUUUUACGAAUGACGCCUCGAAGGUGAGAAACGCCCGCUCUGUUCUCGAGAGACAGCGCAGAGAUACCCCGCAAGAUGACGAGCAAGACGUGCAAAAGAAUAAAACGGAUGAAGAGGACAAAAAUAGAUUAUUAACUAGUACUACUGAGCGUACGGGCGAUAAAAACGAGAUGCCGGAAAAGACCGGCGAAGUUAUUAAGGAGAAUAAGAUAAAUAAUACUGACAUACAGACAAUUAUUGGACAGCCUGAAUUUUCCGGCCGUGCGAAAACUUACACGGAGGAUUAUCCAGUCAUCUUCAACAUAAUGCUGUGGUUCGGCGUCGUUUUCGUCUUCUCGCUUUUAGCAAUUUGUAUCGCCAUCGCCGAUAUGGAUCCAGGACGGGACUCCAUUAUUUAUAGGAUGACGUCGAAUCGAAUGAAGAAAGACAAUUAAAUGUAAAUAUUAUUAUACAUAUUAUAUAUAUAUAUUACAUGUAAGUAAUAUAAUUUUGUAACAUAUGUUUCUCCGUGCAAAAUGUAGCUCGUCAGAGUAUCUGUAUAUGUAAUUUAUCAACUUUAAUUCAAAUGUGUUCAAGUAGGGAAGUAGGGCUCUAUCGCAUAUUUCCAUAUCCUGAAAAUUAUUUAAAUUGAGUGAUCCAAGCUCGUCAGAGCUACCAAAUGACAAGGGUACACAUGAUAUCACUUUAUCAAAGCUUAAAAAGUGAUUGUUACAUCGUUAUGAAAUUUCUGCAAGUUUGUAUAUUCCUCGAAAGCCAAAGGCUAUCCUAAAUAUAACGUAAUCAUCCAAAUUAA